Molecule: messenger RNA, 582 nt
Organism: Cladophialophora carrionii CBS 160.54
Lineage: Eukaryota; Fungi; Ascomycota; Eurotiomycetes; Chaetothyriales; Herpotrichiellaceae
Exons: 3
Coding region: 1-582 (193 amino acids)
Source: RefSeq, a predicted model, not a curated record
AUGCCUAUCUACCAGGUUAUCCAUGGCAUUUCCUUGACUCCCUACCAAAAAUCGCUUCUCGCCGAACGCAUUACUGUGCUCCACAGCACCGAAUACCUGACGCCGUCACUCUUCGUCAACGUGAUUUUCCACCCAGCCGAACCGGUCGGCGACUUCUUCCUCGCGGGAAAGCUGUACAACAACGGCGCCACCUCUCCCAACCGUAUCAUUGGCACCGUGCGGACGGGUCCCAAGCGCACCAAAGAGCGGUUUGACAACUUUGCCAAGAAACUCGAGGCGGCUUGGUACGAGGUCGUCAACGGACCAAAGCAGGCCGGCCAAACCAACGGCGUCCACGGCCAUGGCGGGGAAUUGAGCAAGGAGGAACGGAGAGCUAGGAAGUUGCACAUUGUGGGCUUCGAGGGUGUCAUUACUGGGAUUGAGAACGGCGUGGUUCUUCCAAGUGCCGACAACGAGGGAACAUGGUUGAAAGACAACAUGGCGUACUUUAAGGAACAGGCCGAAGUCUAUGACGACCAACCGUUCCAGGACCUGUUGAAAGAGCUGCGAGAACGUCCUGAUUUGAGGAAAUUGAUUGAGUGA